Linum trigynum is the source of this 558-nucleotide messenger RNA. Lineage: Eukaryota; Viridiplantae; Streptophyta; Magnoliopsida; Malpighiales; Linaceae. The record is from the annotation of a GenBank genome assembly.
AUGGCGGAAUACGAGCAGCUGGUGGAGAGCCUAGAGUCUCUCUGGUUUUUCGGCAACGCCCUCUCUUCUCCAAUUCUCCCCACCGCAAAUCUCAUCCCAUCUCUAGAAUCAGAAAAAGAACAGAGCAAUCAAAUUACAGUAAUCCAGAGCUCCGAUGUCGUUGAACAGGACGAAGAUUUCAAUUCCGAGCUGAAACCUUCUCCUCCGAAAGAAGAAUUCGAGCCACUAGCGGUGAACGAGAAGCAAAGUAACGAAGGAGGAGGAGGAGGAGGCAGAGCAGCAGGGGAGAUAGUGGUGUUCCAGUCGAAGCCGGAAUCGCCGCUGGAGAGGAGGAAGAGGAUGGCGAGGAGAUCGCGGAGCAACCGGAAGAUAUUGCUGGAGCUUGAUCUCUGUUUCGAUGAUUUGAUUGAUUUUUCUCCCUGGAGCUAUGGCGGCGGCGCUGGAGGCUGCAACUUUGAACGGGAUGAUCGGGGCAAGAUUCCGUCGUCGAAAAAUUCGACCGCUAUGAACCGGCAUCUCAAGUCUGGGACCCACAACGUGACUUGCAUCGUUAAAUGA